UAUCUUUGUUUGUUCACUUGACAUUCUUGACAAUUUUAAUUGUUAUCUCUCUCUUAUUAUCGAGUCUCAACAGGUAAUCUUAGAUACCGGUUCAUGACUCAGACUGUCACGCGAUAACUACCUAUUUUAAUUUAAAUACUCGUGGAAAAUUUUGCCAUUAGUAUCGUGUGGCGUAAUAUUUUAGAUUAAACACUUUUGUCUAUAGAAUCGAACUAUACAGAAAACUUUUGCAGUAAUGGCUUCUCAAUGGAAAAUGACUUAUUUUCCCGUCAAGGGUCUGGGAGAAUCUAUUCGGUUUUUGCUUGCAUACUUGGAUAAAGAAUACGAAGACCAUAGAUUCAAUGUAGAAGACUGGCCCAGCAUCAAACCAACAACACCAUGGGGCCAGACUCCAGUGCUGGAGGCAAAUGGGCAGACUGUGACUCAGUCUAUAGCCAUCACCCGGUACCUUGGUCGUCAGGCCGGUUUGUGUGGUGCUGACGCAUGGGAGGAUAUGAGAAUUGAUGAGAUUGUCUACGUCAUCAAUGACUUACGUGCUGAACUGGCUAAGUACCACUAUGAGAAAGACGAGAAGAGAAAGGAAGAAGUAAAGGGCACUGUAUUAAGUACAACUGCCCCGUUCUACCUGUCCAGACUUGAUGCUCAUGUCAAAGCAAACAAUGGCUAUCUAGCUAACGGAAAGUUGUCUUGGGCUGAUUUGUACUUUGCUGCAAUAAGUGACUACCUAAGCUUCAUGUAUGGAUCCGACAUCACGGCCGGGUAUCCCAACCUGACGGAACUACGAGAGAAGGUCCUGGCCUUACCCAAGAUAAAGGAGUGGGUCAGCAAGAGACCCGUCACUAAUGUUUGAAUAUCCAAGAUGUGCCUGUAGGUCAUGUUAAAUUUUAAGCAAUAAGUUUGAUACUCCAAAACAAUUAUGUUUUGUUCAAUAUUCAAGUUAUAUAACAUUAUUCACUAAACUAUUAAAUAUUUUAUGUGAAAUAUCACUUGUUACAUUUAAAAAUAAAUUUUAUCUGGAGUUUGAAAAUAAAUUAUAUGUUUCUGUAA
This is a messenger RNA of Homalodisca vitripennis (glassy-winged sharpshooter), 1047 nucleotides long. RefSeq names its product glutathione S-transferase-like. Gene Ontology annotation, biological process: glutathione metabolic process. NCBI's taxonomy places the organism in Eukaryota, Metazoa, Arthropoda, Insecta, Hemiptera, Cicadellidae. Bases 236 to 850 code for a protein of 204 amino acids. The record is from RefSeq and is a predicted model, not a curated record. Gene Ontology annotation, molecular function: glutathione transferase activity. The transcript has 4 exons.